Messenger RNA from Linderina pennispora, 820 nucleotides. RefSeq lists its product as uncharacterized. The annotation marks the transcript as partial. The record is from RefSeq and is a predicted model, not a curated record. NCBI's taxonomy places the organism in Eukaryota, Fungi, Kickxellomycota, Kickxellomycetes, Kickxellales, Kickxellaceae. The transcript has a single exon.
CUCUCAACGAAGCAUGCGCUCUUUGCCUCCCUUGGAACCGCACUUCUAGCAGUACUUAUCCGUCGUCUAUCGUGGCCAUGCCAAUCACCAAGAAAGUAGCUGUGGCCGGGGUUACUGGCGCCUUGGGCAGGUUUUUCGUCGACGAGUUUUUGAAAUGUAGCAGCAAGCUUUCGGUGACAGUCCUCACACGUAAGGAAGGAGAGGAAUCCACCCGGUCCCGAUUUGCCGAGUACCCGCAAUUCACCAUCCGCGGCGUCGAUUACAAGAGCGAUGACGACCUAGCCGACGCGCUUGCCGACCACACUGCCGUACUUUCAAUCGUCGGACUAUGGUGGCAUCAGCGACCAGCUGCGUCUUAUUUCAGCGGCUGAAAAGGCCAAAGUCGAGUAUUUUUUGCCGUCAGAGUUUGGUGCGGAUUUUGACAAGCCCGCCAACAAACAGGUUGUGGCACUUUACGCGCCGAAGCGUGUUGUUAGACGGGCGCUCGAAGCAUCAGGCGCUAAAGUAUACAUAUAUUGUGACAGGGUGCUUUGCGGACUGGUUCCUGAUGCCCAUGUACAAGUGGGACUUGGAGAACCACACUGUGGAGAUCCCUGGCGACGGCACCAUCACAAGCUCGUUCACGUCACGCCAGGACAUCGCCAGAUACACAGUUGCUGUGCUGUGUCGCCUAGGCGAGUUUGAUAACCAGACGGUGCGCAUUGCAUCCCACACGCUGUCAUUCAAUGACUGGGUGGGGCUGGUGGAGAAGGUAUCGGAUCGAAAGUUCACUGUGACCUAUGUCCCCCCAGAGCCCAUCGAGGAGAUGAUUGCCGAGGAU